Cercopithifilaria johnstoni is the source of this 2373-nucleotide messenger RNA. The record is from the annotation of a GenBank genome assembly. NCBI's taxonomy places the organism in Eukaryota, Metazoa, Nematoda, Chromadorea, Rhabditida, Onchocercidae.
AUGGCAUUUGUAUCAGGAGGAGGAGGCGGUGGUGGUGGUGGAGCCGGAAUUGGAGGAACAGGAAGUGGUUUACCGACGGUAGCGCAAUCAGCAGCAACAUCAUGUGGCAUACCCUCUGCUUCGUUACGUCCUCAGGACGCGCAGGCGAUGUCACCGCGUGGUGCAGCGUCGCUUACUGCAGCAGCUUUGGCAGCUGCUCAAGUUUCGACAACUCCAAUUCCUGCAGCUCAUCUACUGUACCAGCAAUUUUUUUCGGCCGGAGCUGUUGCAGCACAGUCACAGCUAUUGCAAGGGACUGCAGCCGUGUCACAAACGACGCCAUCUCUUCCGCCGCCGACGCAAAUAUUACCGCAAGCCGCUGCAGCGGCAGCAGCAGCAGCAGCAAAUGCCGUGGCGGUCGCUGCGCAACAACAGCAAUCCGUUCCGUCUCAGCAACAAACAGCGUCUGCAUCACAGUCACAGCAGCAGCAACAACAGAAUCAAGCAUUUGUAUUGGCAAAUGCGGCGCAAGCGCUUGCGAUCAAUCAGUUGUUACUGCAACAGAGUCCGCUUCAGCAGCAGGUGCAAGCAGCUUUGGCGCAACUGCUCAAUCCGUUCGCCUAUUACCAACCUCACUUGACGGCACUACUUCAACAAAGUCAACUCACCGCUUCCAAUCACAUGCAGCAAUCGCAGCAACCAGUUCAAAUUCAAGUUCAAAAUGGGAUUGGAGCACCAUUAGCUGCUCAGCAACAGCAAAAAAUGAUUGAAAAUUUGUUGGUAGAACAAGUGGUUCGAAAUCCGACAACACACGACAAAAUAGAUAUAUCACAACCGGUCGUAACGGAUAAUAGAAAUAUCGGGCUGUUGACAAGUGCAGAGUCAGUUAAGGAACACAUAUCUCGGUUGAUUAGCGAAAAUGAAGCAAUUUUGGAACAGAAUCCGGGUCUUAUUAAAAGGCGCCCAUAUCAUCGUCAAGUAGGCUCGCAAUCGUCUGUUGAACUUGAAACGGGUAUUAGAAGUCAGAGUAAUUCACCAGGUUUGCGUGAUGUACGCUUACAAUUCACUCAUAGUCAAUCAUUUUAUGAAUCACACAAACCACUUGCCGUACGAGUAACCGGUGGACCAUUAACUAACGGUCAUCCAAUCGUAAAAGCAUCGGACAAAAGUACAUGCAAUUAUUGCGAAUUGAAGUUUCCAAAUGAUGCUGCUCUUGUUGCUCAUGAAAUUCGUUGCAGCAAACGGGCUGAAAUACAUUCGCAAGCGACGUCAUCAUCGGCACCAUCAUCAGCAGUAUCCGCUGCACAUCUUCAAAUGGUUCAGCAACAAAACCCGGCAAAUACCGGGGUUGUCGACAGAGUUAGGCGUAAAUCGAGUACCUGCAACAAUAAUACUAUAUCUUCUUCCCCCGUGUUGCACGAAAAUCGUCAUCCACUCAAACGGCGGCUUCUUGCAGCUGCGGAACAUCUCGAUGAAUCGCAAGCAUCAACAAGCAAAACUUCAAAAUUGGAAACGCCGAAAGCAAAUAUAAACGUUACAAAUCCAGUCUGUAUAUCAUUGCCUACGACACAUUACAAAGCUCCAGUACUUCCCCUACGAAGUUUCAACAGUAUUAGUAAUAUCAGUGCUGUUAGUGAGACUUCUGUUCCUGCUACACAAACGGUAAUAAUGAUAACUUCUCAUCCCACGAAUCAACUUGUAAGUUCGAAGAACGUACAAACACAUAAACGAAUAUAUCCUGCCUCAACGAUUUCACAGAAUACCAGUGUAGCGGCCAACAAACCAUAUAUUUUAACAUUGAACGACGUAUCAACAGCCCGGAAUGAUGGUACGUCACGCCGAAGUCGCAUGCGUAAUAUUACAACGGAAACGUUUGCCACGUUGAAUAAGCCCCAGCCAAUGUUCUGCGAACAUAAGCCGAAAUUAAGCAUGUACAGCAACUGGCAACAAAGUACUGUAGAUUCAGAGGAAGCAAAAUUAAAUUUGCUCUACAUAAGCACAUGUUCGACAAAACCGCGAAUGGGUGUUAAGCAGCUAUGGAGGUAUACUACGGCAUUACGUGAAAUGGGUGUACUGAAAGUGACGCAUUCUUCAUUUUGGGAUUACUCGACCAAAAUACGUUUACGUCAAAAUGCAGCGGCUACUGCAACGACAGCAGCAUCGUUGCAUUCUCAAGCAGUGGUUGCAACGUUUGUCCAGGAACGCUCCUCCGCUGUAGCAUCGACAUCAGCAACUGUUUCUGCGACUAAUGCUAUUAAUUUUAUACCGACUAGUAACCCUCCGAAUGGAAAGAGUGAUAGUGAUGCAAAUAUCAGUGAUAAAGAGAAUAUGGCAAUGAUAGAGAAGGAUCGGGAUUCUUCAACUUCUUUUAAAGAGUAUAUUUCUCGCAUUUAA